CCCGCGAAACCCGAUAACAGGACUCUCCUCUGUAAUAAAUAGCUCCAUAUACAGGACUGCACUUUCGACUUUCGCUUCGUCUUCAAUGGCUUCGACCUCCUCCACCAACCCAUUCGAUGCCUCAACCUCAGGUAGUGCAAGUGAAAAGGAUGGUGUUGAGUCUGCACAGGGAGCUGCUACUCUUCCAAGCUCAAACUCAAAACCUGAAGAAACCGAUGUAAAAGCCCGGGUAGAUGCCAUGUGGGAGCAAAUGAAUAAAGGAAUAUCUACUAAGAAUUUCAAGGAUUUAUUAAAGAAGUCUCAUUCACCUGCGAAUAAAACUCCAAAGAAGGCAUCGUCUGAUGGUUGGAAGGCAUAUCUCGGCCUGGCACCAAAGAAGACGGAGUCCCCAAAAGAAGAUCUAUCACAGAAGGGAUUAAGUGUCGCACAGAACAACACUACUGAUAUUGUCAUGCAGGACAGCUCUAGUGAGAAUGCCAGGAAGCUAGCUGCUGCUGCCCUCGUAGAAGUUAAGGAUGCUGGAGCUGCAGUAUUAGGUAGAGGGAAAGUUGAGAUCACAGAGGUCCGGGACUUUGCCGGUCAACAAAUUGAAGUUAAGAAGCUUGUUGACGCUGAUUCAAAGGAAGCAUCUGAAAAGGCGAAAGCUCAUGCACCUUCAGCUGUUGAUGCCGUGCUUGAACAGAUCAAGAAGAAACAAAAGCUCAGUGUGCUCGACAAAACCAAAAAGGACUGGGGAGAGUUUAAGGAAGAAAAAGGGUUGGAUGAGGAGUUGGAUGCUUACAAGAAGAGUUCAAACCAAUAUCUAGACAAGGUUUCCUUCUUGGAGCGAGCAGAUUAUCGGGAGUUUGAACGGGAGAGGGAUGCACGGCUGGCUGUGCAGGCCAAAAGGAGGCCUGAUAUGAGGGAGGGUCCAUAACUGCACAAUUCAGGGCUGCUUCUGAAUGCUUGUACCAAACUGCCAAACUUACAAUUGUGGGGAGGACAUGAAAAGUUGCUGAACUAUCGGUAUCUUUGCUUUGAUUUCGUUUACAGAGCAAAAAUGAAAGCCUUCGAGUAGUUUGUAAGGGGGUAUUGGGCAUCAUUUGCAUUAGGUGUUUUCAACAGCCCGGAUUCUCUAUGAGAGAGGAGAGAAGGGCAUUAAUUGUAAACUAGCUAUUUUAUUUGAAUCAAAAUUUAUGGGUGGGAUUGUAGGUCUUGUUUCUUAUAGAGCAGGAGCAUAACAGAGCAAUGUAGCUCAAUUCUUUCUUAUUAUGUGGUUGUACUGCAAUAAGAAUAAUGAUAAGAUGGUUUCUCUUCUGAA
Messenger RNA from Rosa rugosa (rugosa rose), 1300 nucleotides. RefSeq lists its product as uncharacterized. The transcript has 5 exons. Lineage: Eukaryota; Viridiplantae; Streptophyta; Magnoliopsida; Rosales; Rosaceae. The record is from RefSeq and is a predicted model, not a curated record. Bases 86 to 916 code for a protein of 276 amino acids.